Salarias fasciatus (jewelled blenny) is the source of this 2495-nucleotide messenger RNA. RefSeq names its product E3 ubiquitin/ISG15 ligase TRIM25-like. The record is from RefSeq and is a predicted model, not a curated record. The transcript is spliced from 9 exons. Gene Ontology annotation, molecular function: protein binding. NCBI's taxonomy places the organism in Eukaryota, Metazoa, Chordata, Actinopteri, Blenniiformes, Blenniidae. Bases 162 to 1649 code for a protein of 495 amino acids.
ACAACAGACACGCCGAAUCAAUUAGGCCGUAAACUCGCUUUGACAAAGGAUUACAGCUCACAGAUCAGUCGCGACGCUGGAUGUAAAUGUGUGAACGUAGAAGUAACCCGUGAUUCAAAAGACAGCAACUCCUGAACAUCGUCCUUCUCUGCUCAGCUGCCAUGGCCGAGGCAUCCGACGGCAACCCGUUCAGCUGCGCCUUCUGCCUGGACCAGCUUCGAGACCCGGUCACCGUCCCGUGCGGCCACAGCUUCUGCAUGCGCUGCCUGACGGAGUACUGGGACCGGCGAGCGGCCGCCUGUCCGCAGUGCAGGGCCACCUUCAGCCCCAGGCCCAAGCUGUGCAAGAACGUCCUGCUGGCGGAGAUGGUGUCCAAAUUCACAGCCAUGAGCCUGAGCAGUGAGCCGUCCGCUCCACCCAUGCACGAGGUCCUGGGCCCCGCGGGGGGCCACGGCUUUGACCACGCCACUUUUGACGUGUCCUCAGUGCAACCGGAGAAGAAUGACGCACAGAGGCUCGUGAAGGACACAAGGAGACACAUUGCAGAGCAAAUUGAAGAGAAAGAGCUGGAAGUUAAGCAGCUGAAAAAGAUGAUGCGAACCUUCCUUAACCUGGGCGACGCCGCGGGGCGGGACAGCUGCAAGAUCUUCGCGGAGCUGCAGGACUACUUCCAGCACCGACAAGCCGAGGUGAAGGAGCUGAUCCUGGCCCAGCAGGAGGCCGAAAUGACUCGAGCUGAGAACCACCUGCAGCACCUGUCCCGACAGAUGUCGGAGCUGAAGAGGAAAGACGACCAGCUGAAGAGACUCAAGCACGUCCAGGACCAGAACCUCAUCGCGGCGACGUGCCAGUCACUCGCCGUUCCUCCGGACAGCAGCAGCUCGUGGACUUCCAAUCCAAAUGUCUCCUUUGGGCCAGUCAGGAAUGCCCUGGCAGACCUGAAGGAGCGGAUUCAGGAACUGUAUGAAGUCCUGUUCCCCAGUGUCGCCUCUGCAGUUAAAAAUGUCACUCUUCAAAAGAUGGACACGGCUUUCAAGGCAGAGGCUUGCGAUCCUGCAUCCAUCCUGACUUUGAACAACCGAAACGAUCUGAUGCAGUAUUUCGCCGAGCUGUCUUUUGACCCGUUCACCGCCCACAAAGAGCUCUCCCUGGUGGAAGGAAACCGCACGGCGAGGCGAACGGGGGAGGUCCAGUCGUACCCCGAUCACCCGGACCGGUUCGACACCUGGGUCCAGACUCUGUGCCGUGAGGGUCUGGAGGGCCGCUGCUACUGGGAGGCGGAGUGGGACGGGCAGGUGACUCUGGGACUGGCCUACGAGAGCAUCGGGAGGAAGGGAUCGUCUGACGGCUGCAGGCUGGGACACAACGCCUUCUCCUGGAGUCUUCAGUGCACCCAGUCCUCCUUGACCUUCUGUCACAACAAGCGGGCGACGGAGGUCUCCGCCGGCGGCCCGCCCCCCCGCAGGGUCGGGGUCUUCCUGGACCACAGCGCCGGCGUGCUCUGCUUCUGCUCGGUGACGCCCUCGGAGGUCCGCCUGCUGCACCGUGCGGAGGCCAGCUUCGGGCAGCCGCUCUACCCCGCCGUGUGGCUCGGCAACAGGUCGACGGUCUCCCUCUGCGCCGUGGACUCGCUCGGCGCCGCCGUCUGAACGACAGAUCAAUAAAUAUAUGCAACUGAACCUGAACUGAACUGACUGAAAUGUUAUUCCAGAAGAGGCCGAUACUUGAGUAGGAACAGUGUCGGUAACGGUGACACGCUGACGGCUUUAAAAGACACGGGACCACGUUUUCAGUUGUAAUUUAUUUCAGUAUAUUAAGCCUUUAGCUUGCUGCUACAGCUGCCAGUCACUUUCUUAGAGGUAGUGGAGUCGUGUCACGUGGCACUUAUUUAGGUCUGCUCAGGCCAAUCUCGACUGCUGUGGGUGCCUGCUAAUGUCUAUAAGUGACGAGGUUCUCCUAGGAAACUGCUAAUUUGCUGAGUUAUAAGACCAAAGUAUUAAUAUUUGAUAUUUAUUAGUGAAGUAACACUAGCUGCGUGCAUGUUUUCUGUAUGUCUGUCUUCUGUGACCGGGACCCCUUGGGCAAACAGGUCAACAGGGCAAAAACGGGUGAACGAGACGCGGUGGUGCUAAUUAGCUCAUUCGUCAGGAAAGCUGUCGUCCUCUGAUAAUCAUAGCCUUCAAUGGAGCUGGAUCCUUCUGCACCAGCCUCCAACCCAAAGAGUUAUGUGUAGAACGUGUUCUCUGUAUCAGUGGUCAUGUAGCAACACCUCAGUGACUUGUUCUUUCAUAGUAAAUUAUUGUAUCGUUAUUCACGGUGCCUACGGUUUGGAGGUCUAUCUAAUACAGCCAUAUUUUUUUUCUACUUAUUUUUUGUUUUUAAUGGUUAUAAGUUACACACUUGGCUCGGUGUAUAAAAGCCAUCACUGUGACUGUUUUGUUCCCCUUCACAAAUGACCGGGAAGAACUGAUGUAAAAUAUCUAUCGAAGGUUGUA